Messenger RNA from Fusarium odoratissimum NRRL 54006, 162 nucleotides. RefSeq lists its product as uncharacterized. The coding region runs from base 1 to 162 and encodes 53 amino acids. The transcript has a single exon. The record is from RefSeq and is a predicted model, not a curated record. NCBI's taxonomy places the organism in Eukaryota, Fungi, Ascomycota, Sordariomycetes, Hypocreales, Nectriaceae.
AUGCCUGUUAUCCGAAGAAGCCUGCGGCCACCUAGGCCCAACGAGCCCUACUUAACGGAAGACCACAAUGUGAUCCGAAUGAUCAAAAGAGCUCUCUCGAGCGCUGAGCAGAGCAAUCGCGAUAAGCUUUAUAUGAUAGCUGCUGAAAUCGGAGUAGCCUAG